Messenger RNA from Symbiodinium sp. CCMP2456, 1071 nucleotides. The record is from the annotation of a GenBank genome assembly. Lineage: Eukaryota; Dinophyceae; Suessiales; Symbiodiniaceae.
AUGGCUGCGCGAUUGGACUACUCACGCUUCGAACACAUCGGAGACUCCGAGUCUGAGGAGGAGAAGCCACCGGAGGCUCCUCAUCCUGCAGCGGACGCGAGCGAUGUGCUUUCAGAGCUUCCAUCAGACCUUCCUCGGGAUCUGGCCUUGGUCCUGGCAGCCCGGCAAGGGCAGCACAACUUGGUAGAGGCGCUACUGAACAGCCGCGUGGAGGCGAAUGCCGCGGACCCACAUGGGGGCAGCGCGUUGCUGCGAGCUGUGGAGUCAGGUGGCGUGCAAGCGCGGCCGACGAUUGAAGCGUUGCUGACUGCGAAGGCUAACCCGUGCCAGGACAACGGCGCAGGUGAGUCGGCGUUGGCCUCGGCGUCAUCCACUGGCCCGGCAGAACUCUUGAAAGCUUUGCUGGCGGCAGCCGUUCACGUUCCCAGCCCCGCAGCUCUCUCAGCAGCCUUGGCUGCUGCCGCUGCGAAGGGGAACCGCGCCACUGCGGAGAUUCUCUUGGAUGCCGGAGCCCCUGCUGCGAACGCCCCGCUCCACAGCUGGGUGGGUCAUGCUGACGUUGACAUGGUUCGACACCUUGCCGAGAAGCGUGCGAAUGUGAACCUCGCACAGGGUGACGAUGGGGAGACGUCGCUCACACGAGCAUCGCGUCUCAGUCCCGAGGAAUCUGCAGAGCGACUUGUGCAACUACUGUGUGACCUCCGCGCAGAUGUCAGCCAACCUACAAGUAGGGGCCUCACACCUCUGGCGGCUGCAAGCCGCGCCGGUGCUGCGAAGGUGGUACGAAGGCUUUUGGAAUGCAAAGCCUCCGCGCAACCGGAGGGCUCGUCCGUCUCUCCCCUCGUCGCCGCAUCCACGGCAGGGAGCGUGUUGGCUGCCGGCCUUCUUCUGGAGGCCAAAGCUUUUCCCGAGACGGCGGAUGCGGCCGGCCGCCGACCGCUUGGCUGCGCUGCUGCCACUGGCAACCUCAAGCUGUGCCGUUUGCUUCUGGGGGCCAGGGCCGACCCGAACCAGCGCAGCCGUGCAGGCGAAACGUCCGAAGGCCCGAAGCCCGAGGUUUCCUGGGCAUAG